Messenger RNA from Malurus melanocephalus (red-backed fairy wren), 1136 nucleotides. Its product is annotated as complement C1q tumor necrosis factor-related protein 5-like. Gene Ontology annotation, molecular function: protein binding. Lineage: Eukaryota; Metazoa; Chordata; Aves; Passeriformes; Maluridae. The transcript is spliced from 3 exons. The coding region runs from base 135 to 866 and encodes 243 amino acids. The record is from RefSeq and is a predicted model, not a curated record.
GGGGGGGUGGAGAGGCUGCCUCUCUCAGGGCCUUCGUCAGAGCGAAGUGGCCAGGAAGAGCCUCAGCCCUUGCACAGCAGAGAGCAGCGAGGUCCCGGGACAGGAGCUGUAGGAUCACACUCCUCCGGGACACCAUGAAGCAGCUCUUCCUCCUCUCCCUCCUCGGGCUCAUCACCAGGUCCUUGCAGAUUGAAGACAACAAGAUCCCGGGGCUGUGCUCCGGGCAGCCGGGCAUCCCAGGGACCCCGGGCCUGCACGGGGGCCAGGGUUUGCCAGGCAGAGACGGGCGAGACGGCCGGGACGGGGCCACGGGGAUGCCGGGGGAAAAGGGCGAGAUGGGCCCUCCUGGAGCGCCCGGGCCCCGCGGGGAGAUGGGCAGCCCCGGCGUGGACGGGCUGCACGGCGAGAAGGGCGCUCAGGGCGAGUGUGCCGUGGCCCCUCGCUCUGCUUUCAGCGCCAAGCGCUCCGAGUCGCGCAGUCCCCCGCUGGCCGACCAGCCCAUCCUCUUCGACGUGGUGCUCAUCAACGAGCAGGGCCACUACGACCCCGCCACGGGCAAGUUCACCUGCGAGGUGCCGGGCCUCUACUACUUCGCCGUGCACGCCACCGUGUACCGCACCAGCCUGCAGUUCGAUAUCAUGAAGAACGGCCACUCCAUCGCCUCCUUCUUCCAGUACUACGGCAACUGGCCCAAGCCCACCUCGCUCUCGGGGGGCACCCUGGUCCGCCUGGAGCCCGAGGACGAGGUGUGGGUGCAGGUGGGAGUCGGGGACUACAUCGGCUUCUACGCCAGCGUCAAGACGGACAGCACCUUCACCGGCUUCCUGGUCUACUCCUACUGGCAAAACUCCGCCGUGUUCGCCUGAGAGCACUCGGCUGCCGAGGGGAACGCGCCCCUUCCCGGCUGCCAGCGUGAUGGGAGCCCGGGCAGAGGGACCGUGCCCUGCUCGGGGCACAGAAUUGUCCCCACUGCCGCGCGGGGAGCGCUCCCGGAGCGGCGCCGUGUGAGCGCUCGCUGUAAUUUCGGGCGGUGCGCGGUUCCUGCCGCUCGCCAGGGCAGGGCGAGCGGGGCUGCGGGGCCGGGAGCCCAUCCCGCGGGUCCUGUCCCAUCCCUCCCCUCAAUAAAGGGCUGCUCA